Adineta ricciae is the source of this 1554-nucleotide messenger RNA. The record is from the annotation of a GenBank genome assembly. Lineage: Eukaryota; Metazoa; Rotifera; Eurotatoria; Adinetida; Adinetidae.
AUGUCUCAAAAAAAUUCUCAUCAUUACUUAUCUUGCACAAUAUAUAUCUUUGCAUUAAUCGGAUUUCUGUCCAUUUUACAAUAUCUAUAUGAAAAUGGUCGAAGUUUUCUACCAAUAGUGAUACCUGUUUAUACUCAUAGACUUGCCGAUCGUUUUCUCGAAAAAGUAAGUUUUCCAACGGAAAAUUUGUUUCUUGAACAUGUCAAGCAAUGUCCCGAAUGUUUGCUAUUUCUAUUUACCAACGAAACAUCAGGAGAAAAACAUGAAUUAUUCGGUGUACUUAAUCGAAUUCCCAAAAACUCACGUGCGAUAUUUUACCCAUUAACCAUGAAACUUUAUUAUAAUCAACCUAUACGAUUCUAUACGAUCUUAGCUGAGAAUCAAACGGAAACUAUUAUUCGUAAACAAAAAUUUUGGGUUGAACAAAUAAAACAAUUCGAUGAACAAAUCGAUCCCAAUUCCGUUCUUUAUACAAUUCUUGAAUCAUUACAAAAACCGAUUGAAACAACACUCGCUCAUCAGUCAUGGUCAAACCAAACGAAAUUAAUUCUUUACUACACAAAGUUUUUCGGUAAUGAUUAUUGGUACAACAAAAACCACGCUGAAGUUUACGCGAAUGAUUUCAAUCUCAAUAACUGUCCUCUAUCUGUGAAUGCAUGUCGCAUAACUACAGAUCAGAAACUAUUUUCUGAGAGUGAUGCCUCGUUGAUUCAUCUUCGUGAAUCAGUCAAUUUGAGAAAACUGGCUGAUCUACCUCGACGCUCGCAUCAACGUUUGGUUUUCUUCUUAAAAGAAUCACCUGUACAUUCACCAAGUUUCUCUUCGAAAGAACAUGGCGGAAUAUUUAAUUAUACUCAAACAUACCGUCCGGAUUCCGAUGUCACCUCAACAACCUUGAGAAACUUAUUUUGGCUAUUCGAUUAUAAAAUUUACCCAGACUACGAUUUCCAAUCGAUUCUGAAAACGAAAAAACCACAGAAACUUCUCGUCGCUAUCAUUUCUAACUGUGGCGGAACGAGUAGUCGGUUGAAGUACAUCAAAGAACUGCAACAACAUAUCUCUGUUGACGUCUUUGGGAAAUGCGGUAAAACAUGUCCACAUGUAUCCGAUUGUCGACAAUAUGCUUAUUCCGCCUAUAAAUUUUAUCUAUCUUUUGAGAAUAGUCUCUGUGAUGAAUAUGUCACAGAAAAAUUCUUCUUUGCAUUACAAAGUGCACAAAUUGUACCCGUUGUUCUUGGCUGGGCACGUUAUGAUCAUUAUAUGCCAUCGACUGGUUAUAUUGACGUACGAAACUUUUCUUCCGCGCGCGAAUUAGCAAAGUAUAUCGAUUAUUUGGAUAAGAAUAACACCGCUUAUUUAGAAUAUUUCCAAUGGCGACAAUAUGCUCUACAUGUUAAAAUUCCGAAGUACAUGUGCGAACUUUGUUUGAAAUUAUUUCUCGAUGAUCGAGAUCAUAAACAACAAUUACUUGAACGCAUUGGUGAAUAUUGGAAUUCGAAGAGUCAAUGUCAUAGAUAUGAGAAAAAUCAGAAUGAUAACUGGAUAAUGUCGUAA